Messenger RNA from Trichoplax adhaerens, 1167 nucleotides. RefSeq lists its product as uncharacterized. Gene Ontology annotation, biological process: protein phosphorylation. Gene Ontology annotation, molecular function: ATP binding; protein kinase activity. The record is from RefSeq and is a predicted model, not a curated record. The transcript is spliced from 11 exons. The coding region runs from base 1 to 1167 and encodes 388 amino acids. Lineage: Eukaryota; Metazoa; Placozoa; Uniplacotomia; Trichoplacea; Trichoplacidae.
AUGUCAAAAUCUAAGAACAAGCUGAAUUUAAAACUUCAACAGUUACCCCAACCGGAGUCUCCCGAUCCAUCGCCCAGCAAUGCCGUACCUGUUAAUGAAGUAAUAAAUUUAACCAAAAAAUUGGAUGGAUUAGACCUUGAUGAUCAGCAGCGGCGAAGGUUGGAAGCUUUCUUGCAUCAAAAGAGUCGAGUUAAGGAACUAAAUGGUGAAGACUUCGAAACGCUUUGUGAGCUAGGAGCUGGUAAUGGCGGUGUUGUUACCAAAGUUAGACAUACUCCUAGUGGAUUGAUUAUGGCAAGGAAGUUAAUCCAUCUGGAAAUAAAAGCCGCAGUAAGAAAUCAAAUAAUUCGCGAAUUAAAAAUCUUGCACGAAUGCAAUUCCCCAUACAUUGUGGGAUUUUAUGGUGCCUUUUACAGCGACGGAGAGAUCUCUAUUUGCAUGGAACAUAUGGAUGCAGGAUCUCUUGAUAAAGUUAUGAAAAAAGCUAGGAGGAUACCUGAACCAAUUUUAGGAAAAAUCGCGAUUGCUGUCAUUAAAGGUCUCACGUACUUAAGAGAGAAACAUAAAAUAAUGCAUAGAGAUGUGAAGCCAUCCAAUAUUUUAGUCAACUCAAGAGGUGAGAUAAAGAUGUGCGAUUUCGGUGUGAGUGGGCAACUUAUUGACUCAAUGGCGAAUUCUUUUGUCGGCACACGAUCAUAUAUGUCUCCUGAACGUUUAACUGGGUCACAAUACACAGUACAUUCCGAUAUCUGGAGUUUCGGUAUGUCAUUAGUGGAGAUGGCUAUUGGCCGUUAUCCCAUUCCUCCACCCGACAACGAAAGUUUAAAUCAAGAAAUUGCAAACGAUGAAUUUAGUCCAGCAUCUGUUGCACCGCCUGGGAGAGCGGUAUCUGGUGAUGAUGCUCCAAAGCCAAUGGCCAUCUUUGAACUGUUAGAUUAUAUCGUCAAUCAGCCGCCUCCAAGACUUCCAUCAGGAGGUGUCUUCUCUAAGGAGUUUCAAGAAUUUGUUGAUUGUUGCCUCCAAAAAGAUCCUAAAGAAAGACCAGAUUUAUAUGAACUAUCUAAAAAGCCAUUCAUCCAGAAAUGGGAAGCUGAAGUAGUAGAUAUUGCUGGAUGGAUAUGUAAAGUUAUGGAUUUGUCUCCGCCUAAACUAGAAUCAAUUGUUUAA